CCAUUUCGCGUUUUCUACCUGUUCGCAUGGUUUCCUCAUUACGUUCACUCGGUCUCGCCGCCUCACGGUGCAGGUCUCUCCGCCCGCCCUCUUCCCACGCCAGUCAUUUUCUCAGGUCCGCCAAUGCGAGAUUAUACACGUCCAGGACCCAGGAUCCCAUGACGGGCGAGUUGGCGACCCUGCCAGACAUUGAGCCUUCCUUACUCGAGAUCACACGCACGCAGGACCCCAAAACGCCUCCCCCACCCUCCAGCCUUGUCUUCGGCCACACCUUCACCGACCACAUGCUCGCUGUGCCGUGGCACAUUCUCGAGGGUUGGGGCGCACCCAAGAUCCAACCUUAUGGCCCUCUCUCCCUCCCUCCUAGCGCGACCGUCUUUCACUAUGCGCACUGUCUCUUUGAAGGUCUCAAGGCGUACCGAGACACUAGUGGCAAGGUGACCUUGUUCCGGCCGGACAUGAACAUGAAGCGCAUGAACACUACCGCCGAGCGCAUAGCGAUGCCCACGUUCAAUGGUGAGGCCAUGGUCGAGCUCUUGAAGCAGCUCGUCCGGUUAGACAAGCACUGGAUCCCCGACCAGCCGGGGUACAGUCUGUACAUCCGUCCGACAAUGAUUGGCACGCAAUCCGCUCUGGGCGUCGCACCGCCGAAGGAGGCCCUUCUCUUCGUCAUCUGCAGCCCGGUCGGCCCGUACUACCCACAAGGCUUCAAGCCUAUCGCGCUGUACGGCACGACCGAGUACACCCGCGCGUCUCCCGGAGGCAUCGGCGCGUACAAGCUCGGCGCGAACUACGCGGCAGGCAUCGCCGCGCAGCGGGCCGCCGCCGCCAAGGGCUACGUGCAGAACCUCUGGCUGCACGGGCCUGAACACUACAUCACCGAGGUCGGCACCAUGAACGCGUUCGUCGUGUUCAAGCACAGCGAUGGCACGACCGAGCUCGUCACGCCCCCGCUCGAUGGCAUCAUCCUCCCCGGGGUGACGCGCGACUCGGUGCUCGCGCUCGCUCGAGCGCACGUCGCGGGCACGGCCCCGGUCCCCGAGCUGACCGACAGGCUCGUCGUCUCGGAGCGGCCGGUGACGAUGGGCGAGGUGAAGGAGGCCGCGCGGACGGGCAGGCUCGUCGAGUUCUUCGGGGCGGGCACGGCGGCGGUCAUCAGCCCCGUCGACCGCAUCGGGUACCUGGGCGAGGACCUGCGGAUCCCGACGGGCCCGGACGGGAUGGGCCCCGUGUCGCGUCCGCUGUGGAAGUAUUUGACGGGCAUCCAGACGGGGAGCAUUGCGCACCCCUGGAGCGUCGAGGUUUGAGGAGGGGGUCACGGUGCGGGCUGGGGGAUUUGGAAGGUCAGGGCCGGUUAUUGCGCGGAGGCGCGUCGUAACGACGGCGCUGCGCUGGAUGUGGUGAAAUCGACUAGGAAUGCAUCGUAUACGCUUCCUUAUUCAAUGUUAUGUCGAUCGAUUCAGUCGCGUUAGUAGGUACUUAGCGGGCUGUAAGUAGCGGCUAACUGUGCAGUGCGUGUGGGAAAUGUAGCGUAUGACGUCAUGGCGAAGUGUAUUAGCUGAUAUACC
Molecule: messenger RNA, 1568 nt
Organism: Dichomitus squalens LYAD-421 SS1
Lineage: Eukaryota; Fungi; Basidiomycota; Agaricomycetes; Polyporales; Polyporaceae
Product: branched-chain amino acid aminotransferase II
Exons: 8
Coding region: 159-1307 (382 amino acids)
Biological process (GO): L-leucine biosynthetic process; L-valine biosynthetic process
Cellular component (GO): mitochondrion
Molecular function (GO): branched-chain-amino-acid:2-oxoglutarate transaminase activity
Source: RefSeq, a predicted model, not a curated record